This is a messenger RNA of Gossypium arboreum, 788 nucleotides long. RefSeq lists its product as uncharacterized. Gene Ontology annotation, cellular component: mitochondrion; nucleus. The record is from RefSeq and is a predicted model, not a curated record. Bases 126 to 572 code for a protein of 148 amino acids. The transcript has 5 exons. Gene Ontology annotation, biological process: mitochondrion organization. NCBI's taxonomy places the organism in Eukaryota, Viridiplantae, Streptophyta, Magnoliopsida, Malvales, Malvaceae.
UCUAUCUAUAAAUACCAAUUUCCAAGGAUUUGGGGGCGUUGUUUCGACUGGGAUUUUAAGCUUAAAACCCUAACCCUAGAAAUUUAUUCGGAAUUCAUCGCUGGUGCUAUUUGACCUCAUUCAAAAUGCCUCGCCGUAGCUCUGGAAGGUCUGCUUCUCGCCCUGCCCCUCGUCCUGCUCCUGCUCGCAACCCUCCACCUCAACCAGCUCAUCAUGCUUCUCCUCCAGCUCCUGCUCAGAGUGGAAGUGGUGGAUCCUUGCUCGGAGGCAUAGGCUCUACCAUAGCUCAAGGCAUGGCAUUUGGUACUGGAAGUGCUGUAGCUCACAGGGCUGUGGAUGCUGUGAUGGGUCCUCGUACUAUUCAACAUGAAACUGUGGUUUCCGAGGCUGCAGCUGCCCCUGCACCAGCAACUACUUCCAGUAGUUUAGCUGGCACUGAUUCAUGCAGCAUCCACUACAAGGCAUUCCAGGAUUGCCUGAAUAGCUAUGGAAGCGAACUCAGCAAGUGUCAGUUCUACAUGGAUAUGUUGACUGAGUGCAGGAAGAACACAGGGUCCAUGUUGGGUGCCUAAAAGUUUAUUCACCAUUUUCCUUGUUAUGCUAUUGAAAUUGUCAGCUUCGGACUUGCGCUGAGAUUUACCCUUGUUUUUCUUUGGUUGAUUGAUGAAGCUGAACUCUUCCAUAAAUCUCUAUGAAUAAAAAACACUCUUUGAGUGAUACUGUUUUUUAAUUGUUGAACCUUUGUUAUCGCUAAUCAAUCUCAGUAUCAUUUGUACUUUUUCAGUAAA